Molecule: messenger RNA, 2685 nt
Organism: Planococcus citri (citrus mealybug)
Lineage: Eukaryota; Metazoa; Arthropoda; Insecta; Hemiptera; Pseudococcidae
Gene: hth
Product: homothorax
Exons: 14
Coding region: 1023-2423 (466 amino acids)
Biological process (GO): positive regulation of cell population proliferation; brain development; animal organ morphogenesis
Molecular function (GO): RNA polymerase II cis-regulatory region sequence-specific DNA binding; DNA-binding transcription activator activity, RNA polymerase II-specific
Source: RefSeq, a predicted model, not a curated record
GUUAGGCGUCUAUCGGUGCCGUAGAACGCGCGCAAGAGUUGUCGGUUGUUUCCUCUUCGGUACCUAGUUUUUUUUUUUUUUACACCCAACACUUUUUUGUCGUUGUUGUUGUUGUUGGUGGUAGUUUUUUUUUUUUUUCGUAAAAAUUUUUCUGCUGCGAAAAUAGCUAUACAGAAGAAGCAUUGGAACGCGCAUCAUACUUUUAGCGGACGUUUUGUAAAACUGUGUGCGAAUCGCAAUCGCGCCGAGAAGAGUACCCAUACACACGCAGCAUCGCAGUCGACGCAGCGCGAGAGAGGAAGGAAGAGUAGUGCGAAAAAAUAAAGGAAAAGCACCGAAAGGCUCCACCUUUUGGCAAAUUUAAUUCCGCGACGACUUUUAUAGUUUUUCGGAUAAAAUAACACUAUUUGUUCUGGGUCGCUUUCCCCGAAUACCGUUGACAAGGUCGUUUUUUCCUAAAUUGCUGUCUUCAUUCUUCAUGAAUAGCCAUCGAUCUUGCGGCAAUCUUUUUCUUGGCAUUUAUUUGAAAACCUAUCGACCUUGUUGUCGAAACCGUUUUGUAUAUGAUUUAUAAUCGUUACGAUAAUAAUUUAACACGUUAAUACGAUGACAUUAACGUAGCCGCGCCGCUCAUAGCUUAUAAUAUCCGACCGAGUAUCUACGAUUUUUUUCAAGCUAGUUCGCGAUUUUUUUCGUCGUUUUGCGUGAUUUGCCGGCUUUUUAUUUCGCCAGUUUUUUUGAGUUCGUUUUUUUCUUUUUUUGUAAUCUUUUUUUGAGUUUUUUUGUUCGAUUUUUUCAAUAUUUAUAUAUUAAUCGACCGGUCGAGUCAUUUUGCUGGCUGAGUUCGCGGGUUUUUAAAUAAUUUUUGUCGAAAGUUGAAGUUUUUUUUUUUUUCAUUGUUUUAAUCAUUUUGUUUUUCGAGUACUUGAAUAUCGCGUUUAUAUAUGAGUUUUAUUAUUGUAAAUGUGCGGUUUUUUGAUUAAUCUGCUGUCAACUUAAACGUCCGCAAAACGUCGCCCAUCAUGUCUCAACCCAGGUACGACGAUGGCCUCCAUCCGUAUAUGGACGCUGCCGGACCUGGGGCCAUGUACGAUCCGCACGUGGGUCAUAGAUCUCUACAAGGAAUGAGUCAUCAUUCUCCACACAUGAACCACACUGCCAAUAUGUUCCAUACAGCUCCUCCACCUACUAAUCACGUCACCACGAAUCACGUGAUGACACCAGUCAACGACGUCCAUAAAAGAGACAAAGACUCUAUUUAUGGACACCCUUUGUUUCCUUUGUUAGCUUUAAUAUUUGAGAAGUGCGAAUUGGCAACGUGUACCCCGAGAGAGCCGAAUGUCGCUGGAGGCGAUGUCUGCUCUUCCGAAUCAUUUAACGAAGAUAUUGCCGUAUUUUCGAAACAGAUACGACAAGAGAAACCUUAUUAUAUAGCAGAUCCAGAAGUAGAUUCAUUAAUGGUGCAAGCAAUCCAAGUCCUACGAUUUCACCUCCUAGAAUUAGAAAAAGUGCACGAAUUAUGUGAUAAUUUCUGUCAUCGAUAUAUCAGUUGUCUAAAAGGUAAAAUGCCUAUUGAUCUUGUCAUCGACGAAAGGGAAACCACUAAACCAAUUCCAGAACUAACCGGCUCAACGAAUGGUAACGAUGGCCGAAGUAACGCCGAUUCCGCUUCUCAUACAGACGGUGCUAGCACGCCGGACGUGAGGCCGCCUUCGUCUUCGUUAUCGUACGGAGGACACGGAAAUGAUGACGUUAGAUCUCCUGGCUCGGGUGGUACGCCCGGACCUUUAUCUCAACCUCCAAGUUCCCAAGCAUUAGAUCACAGCGAUCCAGAUGCAAUAGGUAAAUGGUGUAGAGGACGUGAAUGGCCAUCGCCAGGAGAUCCUCGAGUAGUCAAUGAAGCGGCCAGAAGAGGCGUCCUAUAUUCAUCCGUAUUUUUAGGUAGUCCCGGAGAAUACAAUUCCUGUGAUGCAAGUAAUGCCAGUGUCGGCAGCGGCGACGGUACUGGCGAAGAAGACGAUGAAACUAAUGGCAAAAAGAACCAGAAGAAGAGGGGUAUUUUCCCUAAAGUAGCAACCAAUAUUUUAAGGGCGUGGCUGUUUCAGCAUUUAACGCAUCCGUACCCAUCAGAAGAUCAAAAGAAACAGUUAGCGCAAGAUACCGGACUAACGAUACUGCAAGUCAAUAAUUGGUUUAUCAAUGCUAGACGGAGAAUCGUUCAACCAAUGAUAGAUCAAUCGAAUAGAGCAGUCUUUUCUCCUCACGCAGGUCCUAGUGCUGGAGGUUUCAGUCCGGAUGGAGCUAUGGGAUACAUGAUGGAUAGCUCGGCGCAGAUGAUGGCCGCCCAUAGAGGUCCGGCCGAUCCGGCAUUUCAUAAUGAAUAUUACGCUGCUCAUGCCCAACAGUACUACGGUCAUCUGUAGUACAAUUAAUCGUACCUCCUCCGUUGUUGAGGUUGAGUAUUGUUGGUUGCGGUACCAGCACUCUCGUCCGAAAUGACCUCGCAACCAAUAUUACAUUUCCAACUGAUCUCUAAACCGUGUUUUCAGUAUACCUUGCCACUACUUAUAGCGAAUAUUGGAAUUAAUUAAAGUACGCCUGGUUACUUAAGUGUAGUCUUGUAUAUUUGGAAUUAUGUAAUGUUUGGUUGCAAUAUAUUUUUUUUUAGGUAUUUAACGAAGGAAA